GGGAUGGGCCACCUCGUCCCGUUCAGCCGCCUCGCGGUGUCCCUCUCCUCCUCAGACCACGGCUGCGGCGUCUCCGUCGCGCCCGUGCCCCCCCCCGUGUCGUCCGCCGAGUCCGCGCACCUCGAGGCCCUGUUCAGCGCGUGCCCGGCCGUGCGCCGCCUCGACUUCCACCUCGCGCGGUUCGACGCGUCCGAGUUCCCCGGCGCCGACCCCUUCUUCCUCCGCUUCGAGGCCAUGCGCCGCUCCGCGCCCCUCCUCGGCCCGCUCCUCGCCGGCGCCGGCGCGUCGGCGCUCGUGACGGACAUCGCGCUGGCCUCCGUCGUCAUACCCGUCGCCAAGGAGCUCGGCCUCCCCUGCUACGUCCUGUUCACCGCCUCCACCGCGAUGCUCUCCCUGUGCGUCCACUUCCCCGCCUACCUCGACGCGAAUGCCGGCGGUCCCGUCGGCGACGUCGACGUCCCCGGCGUGUACCGCAUCUCCAAGGCUUCCAUCCCGCAGGCGCUGCACCACCCCGAGCACCUCUUCACGCGGCAGUUCGUCGCCAACGGCCGCGAGCUCGCGAAAGCCGACGGCCUCCUGGUCAAUUCCUUCGACGAGUUCGAGCCAGAAGCCAUAGCUGCACUCCGAGAUGGCUCCGUCGUUGCCGGGUUCCCAAAUGUUUUCUCGGUUGGGCCACUCGCUCCGGUGAGCUUUUCGGCAGGUGAACCGGCGGAGAAUCAAGCCGAUUAUAUGCAGUGGCUCGCGGCGCAGCCGGCGAGGUCGGUGGUGUACGUCAGCUUCGGCAGCCGCAAGGCCAUAUCCAAGGACCAGCUCAGGGAGCUCGCCGUCGGGCUCGAGGCGAGCGGCCACCGGUUCCUGUGGGUGGUGAAAAGCACCGUCGUCGACAGAGACGACGAGGCCGAGCUCAGCGAGCUGCUCGGCGAAGGCUUCUUGGAGCGUGUGCAGGGGCGGGGCAUGGUGACCAAGGGUUGGGUGGAGCAAGAGGAGGUCCUGAAGCAAGAAUCCAUCGGUCUGUUCACCAGCCACUGCGGCUGGAACUCGGUCACGGAGGCGGCGGCGAACGGAUUGCCGGUUCUGGCAUGGCCGAGGUUCGGGGACCAGAGGGUGAACGCCGGCGUAGUGGCGCGCAGCGGGCUCGGCGUCUGGGAGGAGCGGUGGAGCUGGGAGGGGGAGGAGGGAAUGGUGAGCGGGGAGAGUAUCGCGGAGAAGGUGAAGGCUGUAAUGGCGGACGAGACAGUGAGGAACAAGGCGGUAAGCGUCCAGGAUGCGGCGGCGAAGGCAGUCGCCGACGGCGGCACGAGCUACCGGAGCUUGGCCCAAUUCGUGCAACGUUGCCGGGAUCUGAGCGUCAGCAAGUAAUACGACAUGGCUACAUUUAGAAGAAGCGUGAACACGGAAUAAUUGCUGCAUACCUCGACUGUUGUUAAACAAACGAUCUGUCAUUUAUCGGAAACUGAACAAAUGUAAGGAGAGAAUGUCAGAAUGAAUACGCUGUUACAAAAACCAAAA
Messenger RNA from Triticum urartu, 1509 nucleotides. Its product is annotated as UDP-glycosyltransferase CGT. The record is from RefSeq and is a predicted model, not a curated record. Gene Ontology annotation, molecular function: UDP-glucosyltransferase activity. Lineage: Eukaryota; Viridiplantae; Streptophyta; Magnoliopsida; Poales; Poaceae.